Molecule: messenger RNA, 1937 nt
Organism: Suillus subalutaceus
Lineage: Eukaryota; Fungi; Basidiomycota; Agaricomycetes; Boletales; Suillaceae
Product: major facilitator superfamily domain-containing protein
Exons: 8
Coding region: 276-1760 (494 amino acids)
Biological process (GO): transmembrane transport
Molecular function (GO): transmembrane transporter activity
Source: RefSeq, a predicted model, not a curated record
AUAAUGGUUCUCUGACAAAUUCGAAGGCGAGCAAAAUUCUGCGAACGUUCCGCCCCAACACGCUUGUGGAACUCACGACCAGCAGACAGUAGCUUGGCCCAGCGAUCUCUGUAUGGUCUUUGCCACAAUCGGAGGGCGAUUGCUGACAUGGACAGCCGUGCACUGCCUUCAAUGCAGGUCAUCCGACUCACGGAAGUACGUAUAAUCAUUAAUGUAUGCUAGUAUCCUAGUUCCCCGGCUGUUCUAUCUUCAACUCUUUCUUGCGAACCAUCAUCAUGUCCCAACAGCAGGUGGACGAAGAGACGCCGUUGCUGCUCCCUGUGCAACAGAAGAAGGCUAGAACACCAUUACCUUGGCGUCAAUUCUCUAUCAUACUGUUUCUUCAGCUCGCAGAACCGCUUACUUCACAAGUUAUUGCUCCCUUUGCACCCCAGUUGAUAAGAGACAUUGGCAUCACAGAUGGCGAUGAAACUCGUGUAGGAUACUAUGUCGGAUUAAUGCACUCCCUAUUCUUUGCCACACAAGCCCUUACCGUUCUCCAUUGGAGUCGGAUAUCGGACCACAUCGGACGGAAACCUGUCAUUUUGACAGGCUUAUUCGGUUUGUCCAUUUCAAUGUACUGUUUUGGCCUAUCCAGAACCUUUUGGGGGCUCGUACUAAGCCGUGCUCUAAAUGGCGCUUUGAACGGCAAUAUCGGCGUAAUCAAAAGCAUGAUGGUGGAGAUAACCGACUCGACUAAUUUAGCCCAGGCAUAUGCAUAUAUGCCGAUAGCUUGGUCAAGCGGUGGGGCUAUUGGACCCCUGAUAGGUGGGUCAUUAUCCCGGCCAGCAGAUCGAUUUCCAAACAUCUUUGGGCAUUGGCAAUUUAUGAAGACCUAUCCCUAUUUCCUUGCAUGCGCCGUGCCUGCUACCUUCUCUAUACUAGCUUGGGUUGUCACGUUUCUUUUCUUGCAGGAGACUGUACCUACCAGGGUGACUCCCUGGCGCUUGCUAAAGGGGCAAAGUCGUGAACAUUCCACCCCUGUCAAGGGCCCCGCGACUCCCACAGGAUCAAGUGAUUCCCUCAGCACAGAAGAUACCCCUCAGCGGGCAAAGGCUGAUGGCUCCAAGCCGCUACCCCUUCGUUCGCUCUUGAUACCCAGAGUGAUCAUAGCUGCUGGAAAUUAUUCCGCUUUGUCAUUCCUUGACAUCGCAUUUCGUGCCGUGCAACCUGUGUUUUUCGCCACACCACUAGAGCUUGGUGGGCUGGGAUUAGAUCCCCCGCGCAUCGGUAAUAUUCUAGCUAUCUAUGGUGUGAUCAACGGCUUGUUCCAAAUCUUUUUCUUCGCCGAUCUCCAUGAUCGUUUCGGCUCAAAGACGAUCUAUUCUAUUUCAAUGGCUGCUGGAAUUCCGAUGAUCGUCACUCUUCCCAUCAUCAAUGCUGUGGCCAGAGUGCAGGGGUUAAGCCUCAUGGUAUGGGUGAUCGUUGGCCUACAACUUGCUCUCUCAAUGAUAUUAAAUUUGGCGUAUGCCUGCGUAUUUAUUUAUAUCGCUGCGGCCUCUCCGAACCAGGCAUCUCUUGGUGCAACGAAUGGGAUCGCUCAGUUGGGUGUUUCGAUCGCGCGGACGAUCGGCCCUGCAUCCGCCACGUCCAUGUUCUCGUUCUCCAUUAAAAACCCCCACCACGCGUGGAUAGUCUACUAUUAUCUGAUUGCUCUUGUCUGUAUGGGCAUUUGCAUGUCGCUCUUACUUCCUCGACACUUGUGGAAGAAUCACCAUUAACGAAUCUCACGCCCCGCUUAUGGUUUCCCUGAGGUCGCUGCUAGGGGUCAGGGGGGAAUCACUUACAUGAAUUAGACAGACAUUGUCUCACUAGUCUUGACCUAUCAUUUCUUUGAGACAAAGUCCACGCUUUUGUUAUUUUAAUCGCAUUUUCGUCUAUCAACCGGUUAUUGUCAA